Ilex paraguariensis (yerba mate) is the source of this 705-nucleotide messenger RNA. Lineage: Eukaryota; Viridiplantae; Streptophyta; Magnoliopsida; Aquifoliales; Aquifoliaceae. The record is from the annotation of a GenBank genome assembly.
AUGCGUUCUCAUGGGCACAGUAGAGCCUAUAGCAUAAAGUGCAUAAUUGACCUUCAUGCAGCUCCAGGCUCCCAAAAUGGGAUGGAACAUAGUUCUAGUAGAGAUGGUACAACUGGAUGGUCUACAUCUCCAGAUUCCAUCUCCCAGACACUAGUGGUUAUUGAUUUCCUGGCUUCCAGGUAUGCCAAGCAUCCGGCCUUGCUGGGAAUUGAGCUUCUAAACGAACCAUCUUCUGCCACCGUCCCACUGGACAUUUUAGUUUCAUAUUACAAACAAGGCUACCAGAUUGUUCGGAAAUACUCAUCAACAGCUUAUGUGAUUUUCUGCCAAAGAAUAGGCAACACAGAUCCAUUUGAACUUUAUCAAGCUAACUUAGGCUCGAUAAAUACAGGAGUCCCAAGUACAAGCUCUGAAUGGUGCAAAUGGGCCUCUUGUUUUUAUUGGGAAUGGGUGAAUGAAUGGAACGUCAUGAGCGGAUCCCAAUUAGACUACCAGGAUUUUGGGAGAGCCCAGUUAGAGGUAUAUGGUGCUGCCUCUUUUGGAUGGGCUUAUUGGACGAUUAAAAACGACAGAAAGCACUGGGAUUUCGAAUGGAAUAUUCAAAACAAUUAUCUCCAACUGGGUAAGAUUGUAGCUUCACCUACGAUCCACCGGGAGAAAUACAAUAAAUUCCUGAAUCUGAAAAGACUCGCGUUCUGUUUUUGA